Molecule: messenger RNA, 2355 nt
Organism: Orbicella faveolata
Lineage: Eukaryota; Metazoa; Cnidaria; Anthozoa; Scleractinia; Merulinidae
Product: dymeclin-like
Biological process (GO): Golgi organization
Cellular component (GO): Golgi apparatus
Source: RefSeq, a predicted model, not a curated record
GAAAAGAAGCUCAAAACGAGAAAAUGCGGAUUUAUACUGUGCGCUAUACUAACUGAAGUUUGUUUGGAAAUGGGGGCUAAACCCUCAUCCAUUAGCGACCUGCAGCAUAAUCCCGUGCUCCAGAAGUUUACUGGAGACACAGCGAUAGGAGAAGAAGAAGAAUUCUGGGAAGAUAUUUUGGCAUUUUCAUUUCAAGCUCCGUACAACAGUGCUGAUGCAAGGUUGUUGGAAGAGGCGACAGAACCAAUCUGUCAAAGGCUAGUUGGAAAUAAUUUGAAGACAAACAAUUUUGUCACUCUCAUUAAGGUGUUUCUAAAAAGGAUUCCUGAUCUGAAAGACAACACAAAGUGUGAUGAGGACGACUUCACCUGGGAAACAUACAAUGCCAUCCUUCUUGUUCGUAGUUUUUCAAAGUAUUUUAUUGAGUUGUUACCCAAUGAAGAAGUUAUAAGACACAUGGGUGGCUCUGUGGUGAAAUCACAGAGUGAUGAAGAAGUGGCUGGCUUCACUGGACAAGUACUCCAUUGUACAGAUUGUGGUGUUAUUGAGGAUCUUAUUUGUGGUCUUGUAGAUGUCCUUGCCAAUGUGCCUGUCAGUGAAGUCACAUAUCCUAUCCAUGUUGAAGCUAUCAACACUCUGUUAGUUAUGUUGUCAGUUCAAAUGUUUGACCCAGGUGCAUCUCACAGUAGUAUCUUCUAUCAAGUUAUUAUGAAAGGAAAAUGCAAUUCAAGUGCAAAUGAUCUUGUGAGAGUUCUUUUAAAGAACUUGAUCAAAAGAGAGAAAACUCCACCAGAGCUCACAAGAGUUAGUAAUGGAGGCUGGUUCUCUGGUGUUUGGUCUUGGUUUGGUUCUCAAAAUGCAGAUGACGAUGAUUCAUCUUUGCUGGCAAAUCAGAGCUUACUACUGUUGCUUGUACUUGUAAACCAUUGUACACAGGACAAGAGAAAACUCAACCCUUACAGACAUGCAUUGUUUUCCUUCACUAACAGGAAACUCAAAGAAAAUACAACAGAAGGUGAUAAUUCAGAACAAGAAGGGGAGCCGUCUUUUACACUUCACAUAGGAAUGUUGUUCACUGCUGUCUGCAGAGACUUGCACAAAGAUCAGACAACACUUCUGUUGUAUUUAUUACUGCAUCGCAAUCCCAAUGUGGCAUCCUUUAUCCUUUCAAGGACAGAUAUAGAUAACUUGGUGAUGCCAAUCCUUAAACUUCUCUACAGUGCAGAUGAUCACAAUGCUCACCACAUUUACAUGUCACUUAUUAUCCUGUUAAUAUUGAGUCAGGAUGAAAACUUCAACAAGUCUGUGCAUGAACUGGUAAUACCAUCUAUCCCGUGGUAUACGGAACGAGUCAUUACAAAUAUUACCCUGGGGGGUCUACUGGUGUUAGUUGUGCUCAGAACAAUACAGUAUAAUAUGACAAAGAUGAGGGACAAAUACCUGCAUACAAACUGCCUGGCGACCCUGGCUAACAUGUCUUCACAAUUCCACGCACUUCAUCCUUAUGUAACACAGAGAAUAGUUAGUUUGUAUGCACUACUUUCAAAGAAGCAUGCCAAAGUGACGGAACUUAUAAAACAAGCUGAAAGUAAUUCACAAGAGAAUGGCGAAGGAGCGCAAAACAGCGACCAUCUGUCCGAUCUUGCGAUUCUAGAAGAAGUGAUUCGAAUGGUGUUGGAGAUUAUCAAUUCCUGUGUAACGAACACUCUUCAUCAUAAUCCCAACCUGGUUUACACCUUACUACAUAGGAGAGAGCUGUUCGCUCAGUUUAGGACUCAUCCACUUUUUCACGAUAUUAUACAAAAUAUAGACACGGUGUUGGCAUUUUUCAGUGCUCGUCUGGAGCAGCACCCGGACCAGACUCUCUCGGUCGGAGUGGUUUUAGAUGUUAUUAAGCAAGGAACUCUUCAGUGGCCGAGAGACAGACUCAAGGUAACUAGUCUUUGUUCUCUCAAAAGAAAACACUGCAAAGUGUUUCUAUGUGACAUAAAGCACCUAUUCCGAUAAGCGCGCUUCUCUAAUAAUAAUAUCAGGGGUAGGCUUUUCCAGACAAUUCAUUGGCUUUUAUCGGUCACGUCCUAUUUACAGAGGAACUGGUCUUUUGAGCAUUUUACCUUAUUUGUUCAUGCUUGCGCACGUGUCUACCACCGGAAAUCCGGAAAAACAAAUACGCUAUUUCAUGCAUUUAUUGGCGAAAAGCGUCUUUAAUAAUUUAAUGGGCUGGUUUGACAGUCUCUAUCAGUUAUCCUAAAGAUUAACACAUAAACAUAAGUUGUGGAAUGCUCAACGUUUCAGUUCUAUGUUUUACUUUUUGAAACUGUUCCCUAGAAAACGUGGGAAAUGGCAUUUUCAAGC